UCCGGGAGCGUGGUUGAGGGAGGAGCGGCUGCGGCGCGGUAGUGAGGGAGCGGUGCGGGGUCCUGGUUGCUACUGAGGUGGGGAGAAGGGUCCGGCGGGCUGGGAGGGACUGGGAGGACUGUCCAGGCUGAGCCUGGCUUCAGGAAGUGGGGCUGCGCGGCGGGAGGGCCCAGCUGCUGGGGAAGGACUCCAACGUAACCAUUCCCGUGGGGAAGGGAGCCAGUCCCUGACUCGGGCUCUUCCGCUCUUUGCUGUAACUUUGGGGUGUGGCAGGGGUUAGUGACUGGCAUUUACACGGGAUCUGGACGUGCAGGUGGUUGGUGGCCAAGAUGGGGUUAUAGUCUUCCUCGCGGCCACUGGGGUAAUAAAACACAUGUCUGUAAUCCGGAUUAUCCGCGGUGAUUUGGGGCCUCCUCUACUGCCCAUGUAAGUUAAAGGCCUGUUCCUUCAAACUUCCUCCUUUCACCUUGCUCUGCAGUCUGUUUGCCAGCCAGGCCCAGCCAGGGAGGGGGCCAGGGCCACGAGGUUCCUGGUAAUGUUGAAAGACUGAGUUGGUGUAAGACUGUUAAAGUGAGUGUGUAAGAGAAGGAGAAGGAUUUUGCGGAUUGCUACAGUGUGAGUGUGGGGUAAGUCCCAGAGCCUCACCAUGUCAGGGAAACGGAAGCGUGUGGUGUUGACUAUUAAAGAUAAGCUUGACAUAAUAAAGAAACUUGAGGAUGGAGAUUCUUCGAAACAACUGGCAGUGAUUUAUGGAAUUGGUGAAACAACAGUUCGGGAUAUAAGGAAAAAUAAGGAAAAGAUUAUAACUUAUGCGAGCAGUUCUGAUUCCACAAGUCUUCUGGCCAAGAGGAAAUCUAUGAAGCCAUCCAUGUAUGAGGAACUGGACAGAGCUAUGUUGGAAUGGUUCAACCAGCAAAGAGCAAAAGGGAAUCCCAUAUCUGGACCCAUUUGUGCAAAAAGAGCAGAGUUCUUCUUUUAUGCUUUGGGUAUGGAUGGUGAUUUUAACCCCUCUGCUGGUUGGUUAACUCGUUUUAAGCAGCGGCAUAGCAUUAGAGAGAUUAACAUUAGAAAUGAAAGAUUAAAUGGAGAUGAGACUGCUGUGGAAGAUUUUUGUAACAAUUUUCGAGAUUUUAUUGAACGAGAGAAUUUGCAACCUGAACAAAUCUACAAUGCAGAUGAAACUGGACUCUUUUGGAAGUGUCUGCCUUCCAGGACUUCAGUAAUCAAAGGUAAAUGCACUGUCCCUGGGCACAAAUCAGUUGAAAGAAUCACUAUCAUGUGUUGUGCCAAUGCAACAGGUUUACACAAACUUAAACUUUGUGUUGUGGGGAAAGCAAAGAAACCUCGCUCCUUCAAGUCAACUGACACCCUAAACCUGCCUGUCUCUUAUUUCAGCCAAAAGGGUGCGUGGAUGGAUCUUUCCAUUUUCCGACAAUGGUUUAACAAGAUUUUUGUGCCACAAGUUCGGGAGUACUUAAGAUCCAAAGGCUUGCAGGAAAAGGCUGUGCUCUUGUUGGAUAAUUCACCAACGCAUCCAAAUGAAAAUGUCCUGAGGUCAGAUGAUGGCCAAAUAUUUGCUAAAUAUUUACCACCUAAUGUGGCUUCCUUGAUUCAGCCCUCGGAUCAGGGAGUCAUAGCAAUGAUGAAGAGAAACUAUCGUGCGGGUCUUCUCCAAAACAACUUGGAAGAAGGUAAUGACUUGAAAUCAUUCUGGAAGAAACUAACUCUACUGGAUGCACUUUAUGAGAUAGCAAUGGCAUGGAACUUAGUAAAACCGGUUACGAUUAGCAGAGCAUGGAAGAAGAUUCUCCCUAUGAUAGAGGAGAAAGAAGGCUUGGACUUUGAUGAAGAAGAUAUUUCUGUGGCUACUGUGGCCACCAUUUUACAACACACCAAAGGAUUGGAAAAUGUUACUAUUGAGAACAUUGAAAAAUGGCUUGAAGUAGACAGUACUGAACCAGGCUAUGAAGUGUUAACUGACAGCGAAAUCAUCAGAAGAGCACAAGGCCAGACAGAUGAAUCUAGUGAAAAUGAGGAGGAGGAAAUAGAACUGAUUCCAGAGAAACAUAUUAAUCAUGCAGCUGCUCUCCAGUGGACUGAAAAUUUAUUGGAUUAUCUAGAACAACAAGGUGAUAUGAUUUUACCUGAUAGACUGGUAAUACGUAAACUUCGAGCCACCAUCAGAAAUAAACAGAAGAUGACAAACUCAAGUCAAUAAUGGCAUUUCAAUUUUAUCAUUGUUCUGGUGAUUGUGUUUGUGACACUUAACCUCUUUGCAAUAUGGCUUAAUUUUUUUUAUGUCAUGAGUUCUCACAUCCUGUGAAAUACAGAUAGAAAAAUUAAUCUAAAGUGGUUUAAGGAUUAUGUGUUUUCAUCAUCUGUGUCUCCUGUCCCUUUGUGCAGAUAAUCAGAAGCUGACUCUGUAUAGAUAUAAAUUAUGUGUACACAUGUAUUCAAUUUUGUAAAUCUGCAAUUAUCCAUUCUGCAACAGUGGCAUUUCCUGAAUUUUCUAGCCAAAGUUAGAGUUAACAGUGAACAGUUUGAGCACUUUCCAAAAAUCUUUUGCUUGAUUUAUGAGGGCCGCCAUAAUAAUCUUUUCUUGUGCUAACCAUCUUAAAUGAUUGUUUUUGUAUAUUUGUGUAGGAUGACAGGAUAAGAAAGAUCUAUAUUGUUAGAUUUCAGAAUGAUCUAAAUUCAAAAAUGAAAUCCAGUAAUGAUAGGGGAAUAAUGAUCUAUGAGUUAUGAAAAUAAUUUAGAAACAUACUUCUCUUACAUUUGUGUGGGUUGCAAGAGGAGGAAAUUAUUCCGGAAAUGAAAUAAAUAUAGGAAGUGAUUGCUGAAUGAAAGAAACUAUUGGAAAAGUGAGAUAUAUAUAUAUAUAUAUAUAUAUCUAUCUAUGGCGUUCUGAUGAAUUCAUUUGUAGGAAACGGAAUUAAAAAUUUGGGGAACUUUAGGGGAACAAAGGAGAUAGGCUUGUUUUAAUUUGCUCUUUUUAUUAUGAAUUGAGUAAUAGUAUAGAUUUAUUAUUUAUUCAUCUAAUUAUAGUACAGGUUUUGUAAUAUUACGUGUGAUACAAGCUCCUACCUGAUAUUUGCGAGAACAUCUUGAGAAUUUGAAAUUUGAUGUAUUUUUUUUUUAGUUUUUUUGUUUGUUAGUUUUUUACUGCAUUCUAUUGUCUAUAACUUCAAAAAUUUUGUCAUACCUAGCCCUUUUAUUUGAUAAGAAAAUAAGAAGGAAUGAGAAGAAUAGAGAUUUUAUUUUAAAUAUCAUAUGUUUGUAUCCUGUUUAAUGAAGAAAGCAGAAAUAAUUAUGGAAAGUACCAGGUACUAAGAAAUUUCAUUGUUUAUUAUUUUGACACUUAUAAAAAGGGAUUAUUUUAUCUAAAAUUUAAUCUGAGUCAGAAUUUUGAUAAAUUUUCUUAACAAAAUUUAUUUGACAUUGAAAAGACUGCAUAUAUUAAUAUUAAUUUAUUUUGCAAUUUAAAAGUGAAGUGUUUCCAUAAUAUUUCAUCUUUUGGCCCAAAAUUAAAAAAAAAAAAUUAGAAUUAUUCUCCAUCAUUUUUAAAAGGUUUAACUUUUUCAUUGAAAUAUUUAAUAUUUUAUAGUGCCUUUCUUAGAAUUAUAAAACUUUAAAAAGAUUUAUAGCUUUCCAUAAAUUCUGUUAUCUUCAUAAUAUAUAGAUACAUAUAUGUCUAGAUUUUUGAGAAAACUUGUGAUAAAAGUGUUUAAAAAUUGUGUUCAUUGUGUAAAUUGCCUCACUAUAGACUGGGGAAAAAGCAUCUGAAGUUAACAUACAUAUUGAAUCAGAUAAUUACACAUCCUACUAUAAAAACUAUAAAUUAAAUUGUAUAUAGAAGGAUUUUUCUAUAUACAUAGUGAAAAUAUGUACCAAGGCUUGGAAUUUCUGUCUGGAUUUGCUCACUGUUUUUAAAAUUAAUGAUGUCAGUGAAAUGCAGCUGUAUCAUUGCCACCUAGUGGUAAAAAUCAACAUUACUGUUAAGCUGUGUGGUUUUAAAUUUUAAUAUCUAGUAAAAAAAGUUUCACUGUU
This is a messenger RNA of Lemur catta (Ring-tailed lemur), 4047 nucleotides long. It is a transcript of the gene JRKL, whose product is annotated as JRK like. The record is from RefSeq and is a predicted model, not a curated record. Bases 647 to 2218 code for a protein of 523 amino acids. The transcript has a single exon. Gene Ontology annotation, molecular function: DNA binding. Gene Ontology annotation, cellular component: nucleus. Lineage: Eukaryota; Metazoa; Chordata; Mammalia; Primates; Lemuridae.